This is a messenger RNA of Papaver somniferum (opium poppy), 483 nucleotides long. RefSeq names its product elongation factor 1-delta 1-like. Gene Ontology annotation, cellular component: cytosol. Gene Ontology annotation, biological process: translational elongation. The coding region runs from base 1 to 483 and encodes 160 amino acids. Gene Ontology annotation, molecular function: translation elongation factor activity; guanyl-nucleotide exchange factor activity. NCBI's taxonomy places the organism in Eukaryota, Viridiplantae, Streptophyta, Magnoliopsida, Ranunculales, Papaveraceae. The record is from RefSeq and is a predicted model, not a curated record. The transcript is spliced from 4 exons.
AUGGGCAUGGAAGAUCGAGAAGAUGUCAGAGGUAACCAGUUAAGAGUUAGGAUGCCUCAAAAUAAUGUUCCAGUUGGCGACAUCAAUUUGUUUGAGAAAGAAGCAGAUUGUGAUGAUGUAAAGAAGGGAACUGGGGUCCAUAUAGCGACUCCUUAUCCUGCUAAGAAGGCUGGUAAGAGUGACAAAUCAAAGCAAGAAACUCCAAAAUCUGCUGCUACUCCAGUCGCUUGCAACACUUGUAGCAAGUAUGUUCCAGCUGAGGAUGAUGACGACGAUUCUGAUGUUGAUCUUUUUGGAGAGGAGACAGAGGAGGAAAAGAAGGCUGCAGAAGAACGUGCAACGGCUGUCAAAGCCUCUGACAAAAAAAUAUAUGUGACCGGAAAGUCUUCAAUUUUGUUGGAUGUGAAUCCAUGGGAUGAAGAGACAGAUGUGGCAAAGCUUGAGGAAACCGUGAGGAAUGUCCAGAUGGAAGGCCUCUCAUGA